CCCACAGGUGGUGCCACCGCCCUGGGCGCUGGGCGUGGGGGGCCGCCCUCAGGGACCCCGGCCGCGGCCCCGCGCUGCCCGGCUCCGCCGCCUCCCGCCGGGGAUCGAUAGAGUCGCGCGGCCAGGCGGACCCUCUGGGUCCCCGAGAGCCAGAGGAGCGCCCAGUGCGCCCCGGCCCGCGCCCCCGCGCCGCGCCCCGCCCCGCCCCGCCCGGUGCUCCCAGUCCCUCCCCCACCCCCGCGCUCCCACCCUGCCCCGCCCCUCUCCUCUCCCGCGGCCGCCGAGGGGCCGGGCCGGCGGCGGGGGAGGUGCCGAGCCGGGACUGCGCUAGCCCGCCGCGCUCUGGGCUGCCCGAGCGAGCGUUCGGACCUCGCACCCUGCGCGCCCCGCGCCGCCGCCGCCGCCGGCUUUUGUUGUCUCCGCCUCCUCGGCCGCCGCCGCCUCUGGACCGCGAGCCGCGCGCGCCGGGACCUUGGCUCUGCCCUUCGCGGGCGGGAACUGCGCAGGACCCGGCCAGGAUCCGAGAGAGGCGCGGGCGGGUGGCCGGGGGCGCCGCCGGCCCCGCCAUGGAGCUCCGGGCCCGAGGCUGGUGGCUGCUGUGCGCGGCCGCAGCGCUGGUCGCCUGCGCCCGCGGGGACCCGGCCAGCAAGAGCCGGAGCUGCGGCGAGGUCCGCCAGAUCUACGGAGCCAAGGGCUUCAGCCUGAGCGACGUGCCCCAGGCGGAGAUCUCGGGUGAGCACCUGCGGAUCUGCCCCCAGGGCUACACCUGCUGCACCAGCGAGAUGGAGGAGAACCUGACCAACCGCAGCCGUGCCGAGCUGGAGACCGCGCUCCGGGACAGCAGCCGCGCCCUGCAGGCCAUGCUGGCCACCCAGCUGCGCAGCUUCGAUGACCACUUCCAGCACCUGCUGAACGACUCGGAGCGGACGCUGCAGGGCACCUUCCCCGGCGCCUUCGGCGAGCUGUACACGCAGAACACGAGGGCCUUCCGGGACCUGUACUCACAGCUGCACCUGUACUACCGCGGCGCCAGCCUGCACCUGGAGGAGACGCUGGCCGAGUUCUGGGCCCGCCUGCUCGAGCGCCUCUUCAAGCAGCUGCACCCCCAGCUGCUGCUGCCCGAUGACUACCUGGACUGCCUGGGCAAGCAGGCCGAGGCGCUGCGGCCCUUCGGGGAGGCCCCAAGAGAGCUGCGCCUGCGGGCCACCCGUGCCUUUGUGGCUGCUCGCUCCUUUGUGCAGGGCCUGGGCGUGGCCAGUGACGUGGUCCGGAAGGUGGCUCAGGUCCCCCUGGGCCCAGAGUGCUCGAGGGCUGUCAUGAAGCUGGUCUACUGUGCUCACUGCCUGGGAGUCCCCGGCGCCAGGCCCUGCCCUGACUAUUGCCGAAAUGUACUCAAGGGCUGCCUCGCCAACCAGGCCGACCUGGAUGCCGAGUGGAGGAACCUCCUGGACUCCAUGGUGCUCAUCACCGACAAGUUCUGGGGUGCAUCGGGUGUGGAGAGCGUCAUCGGCAGCGUGCACACGUGGCUGGCGGAGGCCAUCAACGCCCUCCAGGACAACAGGGACACGCUCACAGCCAAGGUCAUCCAGGGCUGCGGGAACCCCAAGGUCAACCCCCAGGGCCCCGGGCCUGAGGAGAAGCGGCGCCGGGGCAAGCUGGCCCCGCGGGAGAGGCCACCUUCAGGCACGCUGGAGAAGCUGGUCUCUGAAGCCAAGGCCCAGCUCCGCGACGUCCAGGACUUCUGGAUCAGCCUCCCAGGGACACUGUGCAGCGAGAAGAUGGCCCUGAGCACUGCCAGUGAUGACCGCUGCUGGAACGGGAUGGCCAGAGGCCGGUACCUCCCCGAGGUCAUGGGUGACGGCCUGGCCAACCAGAUCAACAACCCGGAGGUGGAGGUUGACAUCACCAAGCCGGACAUGACCAUCCGGCAGCAGAUCAUGCAGCUGAAGAUCAUGACCAACCGGCUGCGCAGCGCCUACAACGGCAACGACGUGGACUUCCAGGACGCCAGUGACGACGGCAGUGGCUCGGGCAGCGGUGAUGGCUGUCUGGAUGAUCUCUGCGGCCGGAGGGUCAGCAGGAAGAGCUCCAGCUCCCGGACACCCUUGACGCAUGCCCUCCCAGGCCUGUCGGAGCAGGAAGGGCAGGAGACCUCCGCUGCCAGCCGCCCCCAGCCCCCCACCUUCCUCCUGCCCCUCCUCCUCUUCCUGGCCCUUACAGUAGCCAGGCCCCGGUGGCGGUAACUGCCCCAAGGCCCCAGGGACAGAGGCCAAGGACUGACUUUGCCAAAAAUACAACACAGAUGAUAUUUAAUUCACCUCAGGCUGGAGAGGCCUGGGGUGGGACAGGGAGGGCUGCUGGCUCUGAGCAGGGGCAGGUGCAGAGGUCCCGGCCCCAGGCCUGGCCUCGCCUGCCUCUCUGCCUUUUAAUUUUGUAUGAGGUCCUCAGGUCAGCUGGGAGCCAGUGUCCCCACAAGCCAUGUAUUUCAGGGACCUCAGGGGCACCUCCGGCUGCCUAAUCCUCCCCCCCAGCUCCCUGCACCGCUGCAGAAGCAGCCCCUCGAGGCCUACAGAGGAGGCCUCAAAGCAACCCGCUGGAGCCCACAGCGAGCCUGUGCCUUCCUCCCCGCCUCCUCCCGCUGGGACUCCCAGCAGAGCCCACCAGCCAGCCCUGGCCCACCCCUCAGCCUCCAGAGAAGCCCCGCAAGGGCUGUCUGGGUGUCCACCAUCCAGGGUCUAGCGGAGCCUCUGAGAUGAUGCAUGAUACCCUCCCCUCAGCGCAGGCUGCAGAGCCCAGCCCCACCUCCCCGCGCCCUUGAGGGGCCCCAGCGUCUGCAGGUGGAUCCUGAGAAAGCAUCAGUGCUGAGGGGUCUGAGGACUCUGUCCUCCCACAGACCUGCGGGAGGGGCCUCCAUGCGCAGACGAGGGCCACUGACCCACCUGCGCUUCUGCUGGAGGAGGGGGAGCUGGGCCCAAGGCCCAGGGAGGCAGCGUGGGCUCUGCCGAUGUGGGCUGCCGCCUCGCACACGGGGCUCACGGGGCAGGCCUUGCUGGGGUCCAGGGCUGUGUGAGGACCCCAAGGGGCUGAGGAGCAGCUGGGACCCGCCUGCUCCCAUCCUCACCCAGAUCAGGAACCAGGGCCUCCCUGUUCAGGGUGACACAGGCCAGGGCUCAGAGUGACCCUCAGCUGUCACCUGCUCACAGGGAUGCUGGUGGCUGGUGAGACCCCGCACUGCAGACGGGAAUGCCUAGGUCCCUUCCCGACCCAGCCAGCUGCAGGGGACGGGGACCUGGAUAGUUAAGGGCUUUUCCAAACGUGCAUCCAUUUACUGACACUUCCUGUCCUUGUUCACGGAGAGCUGUUCGCUCCUCCCAGACAGCUCUGGAGGGACACAGGGCCCACCUUGGACCCUGGUGACCUCCUGUCACUCACUGAGGCCAUCAGGGCUCUGCCCCAGGCCUGGACGGGCCCUCCUUCCCUCCUGUGCCCCAGCUGCCAGGCGGCCCUGGGGAGGGGUGGUGUGGUGUUGGGAAGGGGUCCUGCAGGGGGAGGAGGACUUGGAGGGUCUGGGGGCAGCUGUCCUGAACCGACUGACCCUGAGGAGGCCGCUUAGUGCUGCUUAGCUUUUCAUCACUGUCCCGCACAGUGGACAGAGGUCCCCGGUUGCUGGUCAGGUCCCCAUGGCUUCUGUUCUCUGGAACCUGACUUGAGACGUUUUGGGUUCAGGAUCCCCCAACACAGGCAUGUCCACCCCAUAAUAACCCUGCCAGUGCCAGGGUGGGCCGGGGACUCUGGCACAGUGAUGCCGGGCGCCAGGACAGCAGCACUCCCGCUGCACACAGACGGCCCGGGGGCGGUGCUCAGACCCCACCUGACGCUCAUCUCUGGAAGGGGCAGCCCUGAGUGGUCACUGGUCAGGGCAGUGGCCAAGCCUGCUGUGUCCUUCCUCCACAAGGUCCCCCCACCGCUCAGUGUCAGCGGGUGACGUGUGUUCUUUUGAGUCCUUGUAUGAAUAAAAGGCUGGAGACCUA
Nomascus leucogenys (northern white-cheeked gibbon) is the source of this 4031-nucleotide messenger RNA. RefSeq names its product glypican 1 (gene GPC1). NCBI's taxonomy places the organism in Eukaryota, Metazoa, Chordata, Mammalia, Primates, Hylobatidae. Gene Ontology annotation, molecular function: fibroblast growth factor binding. Gene Ontology annotation, biological process: cell migration; regulation of protein localization to membrane; negative regulation of fibroblast growth factor receptor signaling pathway. Gene Ontology annotation, cellular component: extracellular region; cell surface; synapse. The record is from RefSeq and is a predicted model, not a curated record.